GUGUAUAAUAAAUAAUUAUCUAAUUAGAUAAUGGAUAAAAACAAUCCAAACAUAAAAGAAUAUAUAUUAUCCUAAUUAGGAGAAGAUCCAACUGAAGAGGCAAUAAAAUAAGUUGCUGAAAAAACUUAAGUAUUACCAAUAUUGAUCAAAUAAUGGUUACACUUUUAUAAAAGGAAUAAUUAAUCAUAAAAUGUCAUAGAUUUAUAAUCACAAAAACUUGAAAGUGUUCCAAAAUUUAAUGGAAAAUUUGAUCAAUAUUAUGAUGUUGAAGAUCCUAAUUAUGAAAUAAAACAAAAGAAAUAAUUUAUAUCAGAUAAUCAUUAGAAAUUAACACCUUAAGAAGAUAAAACAAUAGAAAAAUAAUUGAAAGAAGUAGAGAAAGAAAUAAAAAAGAGAAAAAAAUUAUUGAAAACAGAUAAGAAAUAAACAGAUCCAUAUUUCAAUGAGCUUUAUGGAUCAGAUGAAUUAAAUUAAGAAUCCAAAAUCUAUGAUAAAUAGCAAUUUAACUUAAAAGAAUAAUAUAUUAAUGUUCCCAUUUAUUACAUGAUCAAAUUAGAAGAGAGUCUUAUGGAAUAAGCAAUUAAUAUCCAUUAAAAAAUAGUAAAAAUCAUAGAGGCAAAAUAUGAUUAUCUUAAUUUAUUAUGA
Messenger RNA from Paramecium pentaurelia, 645 nucleotides. The record is from the annotation of a GenBank genome assembly. NCBI's taxonomy places the organism in Eukaryota, Ciliophora, Oligohymenophorea, Peniculida, Parameciidae.